AUGAAUCCUCAAAGCUAUGGGUCGAUCACAUUUAGGCCAGUUGCAAUUGAGUAUGAGGAUUCGUGGUUUUGGUUAGGGGACCCCAGGGGCAUUUAUACUGUUAAAGAUGAUUACAAACGAAUUAUUGGAGAAUUUGUGCAUACCCCGGGCACUUUUGAUAAAUGGCUACAUCUCUGGAAAAUCAAAUGCCCUGCGAAAUGGAAAGUUUUUGUUUGGAGAGCACUCUCUAAUGUCCUUCCUACUACAACUAACUUGAUCUUAAAAAGAGUAGAAAUUGAUCCAGCAUGCCCUAUGUGUGGUAUCUUGCAUGAAAACACAAUGCACUCACUUCUAUUGUGUGAUUUUUCAUCACUAGUAUGGCAUGAAUCUUCUUUGCAUGUUCCUAGUGUGGGAGGGGAUGAUUUUGGUGAGUGUGGAGGGCGAGGAAUAUGGCACUAUGGGAAGGCUCACUUCCGCUCCCCAAGUCCGUAUGCCGAUCGGCUCGUGCUGCGGUCCAGGCGUGGCGUCAGGUGCACCCAGCAGCAAAACGGUCAGCCUUCGGCCCAAGCUGUGACGAACCAUCCAGUGCAUAAUGCGGAGCUGCUUUGCUACGUCGACGCGGGCUUCCAUCAGCAGACGAAGGAGGCCACGGUCGGUGCGGUCUUGAUGCCUCAUGGCAGUUUCGUUGCAGCUUUCAACAGCAGGCUCCCGAACUGUUACUCACCACUUAUGGCGGAAUCCUUAGCUUGCAAAAAAGCCUUGUCAUGGCUCAAGGGUCGGGGGUAUCCUCGGUGCAUAUCUACACGGAUUGUUCCACUCUCAAGAGCUUGUUAA
Messenger RNA from Ipomoea triloba (trilobed morning glory), 813 nucleotides. RefSeq lists its product as uncharacterized. The transcript has 3 exons. The coding region runs from base 1 to 813 and encodes 270 amino acids. Lineage: Eukaryota; Viridiplantae; Streptophyta; Magnoliopsida; Solanales; Convolvulaceae. The record is from RefSeq and is a predicted model, not a curated record. Gene Ontology annotation, molecular function: nucleic acid binding; RNA-DNA hybrid ribonuclease activity.